AUGUCCAACAGCAGCUCCAUCACCCACUUCCUCCUCCUGGCAUUCGCAGACACACGAGAGCUGCAGCUCUUGCCCUUCUGGCUCUUCAUGGGCAUCUCCCUGGCUGCCCUCCUGGGCAACGGACUCAUCAUCACCGCUGUUGCCUUUGCCCACCGCCUCCACACCCCCAUGUACUUCUUCCUCCUCAACCUCGCCCUCCUUGACCUGGGCUCCAUCUCCACCACUGUCCCAAAAGCCAUGGCCAAUUCCCUCUGGGACAGCAGGGCCAUUUCUUAUGCAGAUUGUGCUGCCCAAGUUUUUCUUGUUUUCUUUUUGAUGUCAGCAGAAUUGUGUCUUCUCACUGUCAUGGCCUAUGACCGCUAUGUUGCCAUCUGCAGACCCCUGCUCUACAGGACCCUCUUGGGUAGCAGAGCUUGUGUCCAUAUGGCAGCAGCUGCCUGGGGCAGUGGAUUCCUCAAUGCUGUGCUGCACACUGCCAAUACAUUUUCAAUUCCCCUCUGCCAAGACAAUGUUUUGGACCAGUUCUUCUGUGAAAUCCCCCAGAUCCUCAAGCUCUCCUGCUCAGAUGUUUCUCUCAGGGAAGUUGGGCUUCUUGUGUUUGGUGUCUGUACUGCAUUGGGGUGUUUUGUUUUCAUUGUGGUGUCCUAUGUGCAGAUCUUCAGGGCCGUGCUGAGGAUCCCCUCUCAGCAGGGACAGCACAAAGCCUUUUCCACGUGCCUCCCUCACCUGGCCGUGGUCUCGCUAUUUCUCAGUACUGCAGUAUUUGACCACCUGCAUCCCCCCUCCAUCUUGUCCCCAUCCCUGGAUCUUGGGGUGGCAAUCCUGUACUCGGUGGUGCCUCCAGCAGUGAACCCCCUCAUCUAUGCCUUGAGGAACCAGGAAAUCAAGGAUGCCUUAUGGAAACUGAUGCAAAGGACGCUGUUUCACUGA
Egretta garzetta (little egret) is the source of this 930-nucleotide messenger RNA. Its product is annotated as olfactory receptor 14J1. Gene Ontology annotation, molecular function: G protein-coupled receptor activity; olfactory receptor activity. Gene Ontology annotation, cellular component: membrane. The record is from RefSeq and is a predicted model, not a curated record. NCBI's taxonomy places the organism in Eukaryota, Metazoa, Chordata, Aves, Pelecaniformes, Ardeidae. Bases 1 to 930 code for a protein of 309 amino acids. The transcript has a single exon. Gene Ontology annotation, biological process: G protein-coupled receptor signaling pathway.